Dromiciops gliroides (monito del monte) is the source of this 6340-nucleotide messenger RNA. It is a transcript of the gene TRAPPC12, whose product is annotated as trafficking protein particle complex subunit 12. Gene Ontology annotation, cellular component: TRAPP complex; Golgi apparatus. Gene Ontology annotation, molecular function: protein binding. The coding region runs from base 182 to 2572 and encodes 796 amino acids. The record is from RefSeq and is a predicted model, not a curated record. NCBI's taxonomy places the organism in Eukaryota, Metazoa, Chordata, Mammalia, Microbiotheria, Microbiotheriidae. The transcript is spliced from 12 exons.
CGGAGGAGGCGGGACCGGCACUGAAGCCGGCGCCGGAGCUACGAAAGCGGGCGCGACUUGGGCUUUCCGAGCCCCCCUUCCUUCCCCGGUCCUUCUCCUGUCCGCCCUGAGCGUUCCUGCAGCCCGUGAUCCCCGCCCCCAAGCCCCCCAUCCCCUCCCCUGGCUGGCGGCGGCAGGUACAAUGGAACAUGUAGAAAGUUCUGAUCAGAAUAUACAGGAAGAAUCACUUCCAGGUGAAGUGGAAGGUAGAAGUGCAAUUCAGCAUGUUACUCAGGAAGAACAAGGACAACUCCUUUUUCAUGAAGAAACCAUUGAUCUUGGUGGAGAUGAAUUUGGGUCUGAAGAAAAUGAAACUGUCUCAGAGGAUUCAAAUAACUUUAUAGAUAAACUUAAUGAACACAUGAUGGAAAGUGUGAUUAUUUCUGAUUCUCCAAACAACAGUGAAGAUGAUGCAGGUGAACUUGGUUGCUUGCAGGACAUUGUGGAGCCUGCAGAAGACAAAAGUGAUCACAGGUUGGAACAAGUACUAGAUAAAGAAGAGAUUGUAACGCUGAGUAAUGAUAGUGAAACUGAUCAUGAUGAUACACCUAAAGACAUUUCUGACAUGACAAGUGACAGCAGAGCAUCUUUGAAAGAAGAGCUGACACAAGAAGAAACAAAAGAUGAGUCCAUGUUUGGAAAUGAAGGGACAAUUGAUUCAGUUCCAAGUGAUGACAAAACGAAUUCAGAGGAGCAGAUGUCAGAUAUUUCUUCCAGUCAUUCUUCUAAAGAUGAUCCUAUUCCUGUGUGUACCAUUUUUAGCCAAUCAAAUCAAGCUAAUUCUCAGCCUCAGUUGUUCCUUCAUGAUGGCUUUGAACCCCAGAUGGUAAAAUCUCCCAGUUUUAGCAGUGCAAGUGAAACUUCUGCCAAGACCCCACCACAGGUGGUUCAACCAAGUCCUAGCCUGAGCAAAUUUUUUGGAGAUACUGUUAAUACUAAUUCCUUGGCUUCUGAUUUUUUUGAUUCAUUUACUACUUCCACUUUUAUCUCUGUCAGUAAUCCUAAUGCAGGCACUUCAGUGCCAGAAAAACUCUCCUCACUGUCUACGCCAGUGGGAGAGAGUUCUCCUGAUUCUGCUGAACCUUCUUACUCAGUAGGAAUUGAAAGAUCAGAAUCUGGUGUUUCCACAGCAUCUCUAGAAACUUCUCAGUCUCCAAAGCCAUUUUCACAGAUCCAGGCUGUGUUUGCAGGGAGCGAUGAUCCCUUUGCCACAGCCCUGAACAUGAGUGAAAUAGAUCGAAGAAAUGAUGCUUGGCUUCCCAGUGAGGAAACAAGAAAUGUUUUAAUUUCUGUAGCAACUCAACAAUAUAGCACAGUAUUCAUAGACAAGGAGAAUCUCACCAUGCCAGGCUUAAAAUUUGACAAUAUUCAGGGAGAUGCAGUUAAAGAUUUGAUGCUUCGUUUCCUGGGUGAACAAGCUGCAGCAAAGAGACAAGUUUUGAAUGCUAACUCAGUGGAACAAUCUUUUGUUGGAUUGAAACAGCUAAUUAACAGCAAAAACUGGAGGGCAGCAGUUGACCUGUGUGGACGACUUCUUACAGCCCAUGGCCAAGGCUAUGGCAAAAGUGGGCUACCUACCAGUCACACAACAGACUCUCUUCAGCUCUGGUUCGUGAGGCUAGCCCUGUUAGUGAAGCUGAGCCUUUUCCAGAAUGCUGAAAUGGAAUUUGAGCCUUUUGGGAAUCUGGACCAGCCUGAUCUUUAUUAUGAGUACUACCCUCAUGUGUAUCCUGGGCGAAGGGGCUCAAUGGUACCUUUCUCAAUGAGGAUUUUGCAUGCUGAGCUUCAGCAGUACCUGGGAAACCCUCAAGAGUCACUUGAUAGACUUCACAACAUGAAAACCAUCUGUAGUAAGAUACUGAAAAAUUUGGAACAAGGCUUAGCUGAAGAUGGGAGCAUGAAUAACAUUACACAAGAAAAUAGGCAUGCCUCUGUUCAGCUGUGGAGGUCACGUCUGGGCCGGGUGAUGUACUCCAUGGCAAACUGUCUGCUAAUGAUGAAGGAUUAUGUACUUGCUGUAGAUGCAUAUCAUUCAGUUAUCAAAUACUACCCAGAACAAGAACCUCAGUUGUUGAGUGGAAUUGGAAGAAUUUUCCUUCAGAUUGGAGACAUAAAAAUGGCUGAAAAGUAUUUUCAAGAUGUUGAGAGAGUAGCACAGAAACUGGAUGGACUUCAGAAUAAAAUAAUGGUUUUAAUGAACAGAGCAUUCCUUCAUCUUGGACAGAAUAACUUUGCAGAGGCUCACAAAUUCUUCACAGAAAUUCUGAGGAUCGAACCAACUAAUGCAGUGGCUAAUAACAAUGCUGCUGUUUGUCUGCUUUAUCUGGGGAAAUUGAAGGAUUCUCUCCGGCAGCUGGAAGGGAUGGUUCAGCAGGACCCUAAAAAUUACCUACAUGAGAGUGUUCUUUUCAAUUUGACAACUAUGUAUGAACUGGAGUCAUCCCGAAGUAUGCAGAAGAAGCAGUCUCUGCUUGAGGCUGUAGCUGUCAAAGAGGGUGACAGCUUUAACACUCAGUGUCUCAAGUUAGGAUAGAUCAUUUAAUUUUGCCAGUUCUUUUCCUGAAAGGCUAAUUAAAAAACUGUAUAUACUAAAGCUAAUAUAUAAAUGUUACUCUAACAGAUUAAAAAAUAUCUCUUGUGUUAUUGUAAUUUGGAGAGUAGCUGAGGUGUCUAAAGGGGGUCUGGAGCAACCACCCAGGCUCUCCCAGUCCUGACAGUUUAUUGAGCUUCAGCCAGCUUUCUUUCUGCAUCCCUGCAACUAUUUUUGGAGGAAAAAGAGGUAAACAUACUAUUAGACUGUUAUUCAUAGCUAGAGACAAUUCAAAUUAUGCAGUUGGAGGCCUUUUGUUUACUCACUGAAACUAACCUGCUUCAUUUAUUUAUUUCGGAAUAUCCUAAGAGAGAAGUUGAAAAAUCUAAUACAAACUAAACUCAGUAUAUGCCCAAGUAUUCAAGGGAAUUUAUGAAUAAUGAAAGGGAAAUUUCAAACACAGACUGUCAUUUAUCUUCUACAACUGGUAGCCACCUUCUCCUGCAUCGCCCUAAAACUAAAUGCAUCAGUUUUAUUAAUCAAAUUCUUUUUCAACCUCAUGCUUAAAACCUUGGGCUCUCAGACAAGUUUUUUAAUCCAGGGGGAAGAAUUCAUCAUUAAGUCUCUUCUCUUUUAUACUUUAUAAACUGAGGACACGGGAGUAAAACAUAUAAAUGAAGUAUAAUUUUUGAAGGUGAAAUAUACACAUGUGUACAGUACUUUGCUGUUUUUAUAUGUAUAUAUUAGUAAAUUAUGAGAUAUGUACGGAACAAAAAUAUACGUACACAUUAAUCUUUUGUGUUUGGGUUUUAGUCCAUUACCAUAUUUAGGAAUCUAUGUCUUGUUUUCAGAAAGACCAAUAUGCAAAAAAGGCAAAUGAGGGGAUGAUUAUUCACAUUAUUGAAACAUUCUUCACAAUACAGAAGGAUAAUCUUCAAGGGCUUCUUAAAUGGAAGCACUUUAAAUGAUUCACUGUAAACUAACUGGUCAAAAACAUAAGGUAAAUCUGUGUUUCCUUUUGACUUGUAAAGGUUGUUUUGUUUUGUUUUUCUGAAAAUGCAUAAAUAGUUCCUAAAAAUAUAGGUAUCUCAUCUGUCUGGCAAACAUUUUUUAAGUACUUUACUAUAUUUUAGAUAAGGGAUUCUUAACCUCAGGUUCAUAAAGCUAUUUUUAAAAUAUUUUUAUAACUAUUUCAAUAUAACUGGUUUCCUUUGUAAUCAUUUUGUUUCAUGUAUUUUAAAACAUUCUGAGAGAGUCCAUAGGCCAAAAUGGGCCAUGACAAACAAAAAGGUUAAGAAACCGUGCUUUAGAGACUGAUUAUAUAGCAUUAAAGAUGAAGAAAGCAGAAAAGACCUGAAAUUAUAAUACUACACUAAGAUUUUUUUAAAAAUCUGGGCACAUAGGAAAACAAAAUUAAAACUUUUCACUUAAAAAAGGCAAAGUAUCAGAUGAUGUAAUUUGGAGUCUUUCACCUCAAGGACUGUGCUUCUAAUCUGGCCCCAGGGGACUGAGAGAUGGAGGCUUUCCCCUCUGGCUCAAAUCUGGAACCAAAUGGGGGAGGGAGACAGGCAGUCUCAAGGGGAUUGGUAAUGGAUUAUAGAAUCUGUCAUUUCUAGGUCAGUGGUUCAAAACAGGAGGAGGUCACUUGUGCAUGAAAGUGGUUAAUGUCUCAGGGUUGUCUCCUAGACAUAGCUGAAGUAAAUUGAAAGUAUGAAUCAUAAUUCCUACUAGGCAGUCAUCUACAUCCCAGAAACCACUACCUUCAUUCCCAUUAAUUGGUACCCAUAGUAAGAAUGUCACUAGAGAAGGGCCAUGCAUUGAGUGGGUUCUAUUGAUCUAAAUACCCUUUUAGGCCUACAAAUGACUUCAUCCAAUCAGUUAUGAGCUAAUGGAGUUUAAGGAUGAAAGAAUACACAUUGCCAGUCUUAGUGUGCUUUGUACUCUAGAUUGAUAGCUUAAGCUUGGUGGGUAUUUUUUUUUUACUUGUUUGGGUUUUUUAGUAUUUUUUUGGAGGGGGAUAAUUUUGUUGGAUUUUGAUUUUUUCACUUAGUCUCUCAUGAUCUCUUAAACAUAAGCAGAAAUAGUCUUUGCUUGUGUAUUUGCAACUAGUUUAUCAAAUGGUGCUGUUAAUAUAUUUGAUGCACACUUGUUUAUCUUUUUUUAAAUACAAAAAUCUUUCUUUGGCACAUCCAUACUUUGUUAUUCACCACUAAAAUGGGGACUAGAAGUAAAUGAUAUCUAAGAUUUUAAGGACUGUCAUGAAGAAGCUGGAUUAUAGUUGUUCCGUUUGAUCUGAGAGGACUAAAAGAAUAUUAAUUUUCCCCUUUUUAGGAAAUUUAAGAGAGAUAAAGGUAAGCUUGAUUUAGGGGAAAAACUUAGUAACUUCAGAAGUGGAAUGGGCUACUCUGGGACACAUUUGAACUCUGUCUCACUUAGAAGUCUUGGAGCAAAGGCUGGCUUGGGUGACCACUUUUGGGGGAUAGUAUAGGUAUCUCUUAGGUACAAGCUGGACUAAAUGGCAUUAAGGUAAGUAAUCUUACUUCAUGCUGACAGUUUCUUUUUGACAAGCCUAUCCGGUGCUCUAGUUCACAUGUCUCCAGAGGUACAAUCAGCUUCAGAUCAGUCAAGCUUCAAAACAUGAACCAAACACAGGUCAGUAAUCACUAGCUGAAUGACUGCACCAGGCUGCUGAGGGAACUAGGUUUUAUGCUUCUCUUGGAGACUAAGAGAACAUUCAUUUUGAUACUUUCAAACACUGCAGUUUACCCAUUUGUUAAUUUGCUUGUUGUUGAAAACAAUUCUUAUUAACCAGUCAAGUGACUGACAAAUAAUGACAAGCCGGGCGGAUUCCUGGAAGGAAUUCUCCCUUUGGCCAAAUUGGAUGUUUAAAUGUCACAGACGCUGACCAAAGCAACUAAAUGUAUAGCUAUAGCCCUUCCACGCCUUGGGGAUUAGUAGUGUGGUGUCCCCACAGUCUGGAAAGUCCAUGUAAAAUUGUUUGGCCCUCCCUUCAUAUCAGAGAAGUCUGAAUUAUCAUGGUUUUAAAAAGAUAAACUAUGUUAAUAUUAUACAAUACAUAUAUUUUAUGCAUUUCUGAGUUUAAACUUUCUUUGUUAUUUUCCGGCCUUUGUAUGUUGUCUGUAGCUUCCGGAAGACUCCCCCAGAAUUCCCAUUUAAAUUCUUAUGCCAACCCGUGAUAUAUAUCACAGCUGCAUUGGGGAGAGUCGCAGUAUAGAAGGGAUAACUGUGAUAACCUUGAGCACAUUGCAGACCCAUUUUUUAUCUGCUCAGUACCUGACACCUGCUGAUUGUCACAUCCAUUAAACAUUAUACAUGAUCAAGAGCUAAAGAUAUUAGAGUAUCAAUGCAACAAUGCCAACCAAUCCUAACAUUUUAAUAGCACUUAAUUACCAUAAGCAGAUGUCCUCCAUAUUCCUAUGAUAGAUGACUGAAAUACCUAUAAAAACACCCUCUAGGGGCAGCUAGGUGGUGCAGUGGAUAAAGCGCCAGAUCUGGAUUCAGGAGGACCAGAGUUCAAAUCUGGCCUCACACACUUGACACCUACUAGCUGUGUGACCCUGAGCAAGUCACUUAACCCCCAUUGCCCUGCAAAAAAACUCAAAAACAAACAACAACAACAAAAACCCACCCUCUAGGACAGGGUUCUUAACACGAGGUCCAUGAACCUGUUUUGUUUUUUUGUUUUUUGUUUUUUUAGUGAGGCAAUUGGGGUUAAGUGACUUGCCCAGGGUCACACAGCUAGUAAGUGUC